Molecule: messenger RNA, 2599 nt
Organism: Drosophila gunungcola (fruit fly)
Lineage: Eukaryota; Metazoa; Arthropoda; Insecta; Diptera; Drosophilidae
Product: rabankyrin-5
Exons: 4
Coding region: 267-2507 (746 amino acids)
Cellular component (GO): ubiquitin ligase complex; cytoplasm
Molecular function (GO): protein binding; metal ion binding
Source: RefSeq, a predicted model, not a curated record
GGAUCCACGCUGCUAAUUACUGCUUUGAGAAAUGGUGACGUUUUUUCAGCAAACUUUCUUUUGGAAGAAAAGUGUCUUUUAGACUACACUAACCCAUCAUCAGAUACUGCAUUACAUGUUAUAUGUAAUUACGUUGGAAAUCACGACAAUUUUGCGGAAAUAAUAAACGUUGGAGUGAAUAUUUUACAAAGGAAUCCAAAUGUAAUAUCCAAAACAUAAAAGGAGAAACACCAUUGCAUAUAGCGAUUGUCAAACAAAAUUUAGAAAUGGUAAAUCAUUUACUUAAAGCUCCACAUAUUGAUAUUAAUUUGCGCACUUUGGAUGAAAAGUGUGCUUUAGAACUGAGUUUACUAUUGGGAGAUCAAGAGUUUAAAAUAGCCUCAAUGCUUUUAAGUAUGGGCGCACAGCCAAAUCCUAUAAAGUCAAAAACUGGAGAUAACCUUAUACAAUUUUUUGCAAUGGACGAAGAUCUAGGGGAGCAAGCAGCUAUUUUUUUGGCUGAUUUUGCCGAUCUUGACCAUAUGAACUUGGGAGGGCUAACAGCCUUACAUAUUGCAGCGUUAAAAAAUAUGCCAAACCUAGUGAGAAAGUUAAUGGCUAAUGGUGCUUCGUGCAAUUUACAAUCCAUCGAGAGUGGUUUAAAAUCAGUUUUGCAUGUGGCAGUUGAAGCUAAUUCCGUUCAUGCCUUAGAAGCUUUUGUUCAGACAAAAAACAAAGUCCACGAUGCUAUCGAUUUUGAUUGCAAAGAUAUUAAUGGUAACUCACCGUUAAGCCUAUGCUUAGCUCUUAAUAGAACUGCAAUGGUACCAAUUCUCAUUCGAGGCGGCUCAAAUGUAAAUGCAAGAAAUAAGGACAACUUAACACUUUUGCAUCAAUCAAUUAAGAAUGGAGACAGUGAUACAUCAAUAUUUUUACUAGAGCAAGGUGCAGAUUUUACUGCUGUUACAGAUGAUCAGGUUUCUGCAUUGGAGUUGUCGAUCGAGUACGAUCUACCUAGAGUCGUGGAUGCCCUUUGCACAAGAGGAUUUCCACUAAGAUCCGAUAAAAAUGGAGCUUCACCAUUAUGGACAGCUUUGGAGCUUGGGCGCGAGGAUGUGGCACGGGUGCUUGUGCGACAUGGUGUUGACACAGACUGCUGGGACAACGGACCUGAGGGAUGCCAACAAACACUUUUACAUCGUGCAAUUGAUGAAAACAGAGAAUCAAUUGCUAUAUUUCUUAUUCGAAGUAAAUGCGAUUUAGACUCUCCCAAACAGCCAGGCCCCAAUGGGGAGGGUGGAGAUGAGGCUCUGGAAAAAGCUUCCCCGCUACAUUUAUGUUGUCAGUGGGGCUUAACCAAAGUUAUGCAGACACUUAUUGAUCAUGGUGCUAAUGUCAACGUAAUGAACGCUGAAAACAAGUCCCCACUUCAUGUAGCUAUUGAAAACCAACAUGAAGAAAUAAUAUCCGUUCUUCUUUGUCACCCUACUAUAGAACUAAAGCAUCGUGAUAGGUCCGGAAAUACGCCUUUUGCAGCCGCCUUAGGCAUUCGUAAUCACAAGGCCGCCCUACGCAUUUUAGAUAGAUUUCCUUCCGCUGCCGAGCAAAUUGACCAGCGCGGCAGAAAUUUUUUGCAUUUAGCAAUUAUGAAAGACGAUUUAGAAAGUGUUUUGUUUUUGAUAGCUAUUCAGGUAGAUGUAAAUUCUCGAGUGCAUGAUGUAAAUCAAUCUACCCCCUUGCACCUUGCGGCUGCGUCUAAUAAUGAAAUGAUUACCAGAAAUCUGAUUUUAGCUGGUGCACGUAUGAAUGAACGGGAUUCUGUCCAAAAAUUGCCCCUACAUAUCGCCAUUGAACGCGGAAAUCUUCCUGCAGUAUCUGCUUUGAUUCAAAACAAUGCCGACUACGACGCAACAGAUGCUGACGGCAAUAAUGCUUUACACAUUGCUGUUCGAUGCGGUCAGUUUCUCAUUGUACGUGAACUAUUAACAGAAUCAAGAGUAAACGCAGAAGCAACAAAUUUAAAAGGUCGAAAUCCAAUGCAUGAGUUGUGUCGUAUUGUGGAGGAUAAUACAGCCGCACUUAUUUGCGAACUUUUUCUGGAAUGUAUGCCAAACUAUCCAAUUGAUGUUCCUGACAUGGACGGAAAUACUCCACUUCUUCUUUCCUUUAUGCGAGGUCAGUCGCCACUUUGUAAAAUACUUGUGAAAGCAGGGGCGUGCCUUGGUACUGAGAACAGAGAAGGAGUAAAUAUAUUUAAUUUCAAGCUAGCGACAGAUCAAUUACUUCACAAAUUGUUGGACAUAUUGCCAAAAGAAUCAUCGUGGUCAGAGUGUGACUUAUGUCAAGAAUGUACAACUAGAUUUACAAUUACUAUGCGAAAACACCAUUGCCGGCAUUGUGGACGAGUUUUAUGUUCCAAAUGUUCCAGUAACGAUAUACCCAUUUUGAAGUUUGGUAUCAACAAACCAGUCAGAGUUUGCAGCGUUUGCUUUAAUGUGCUGCAAAGUGGAAUUGGAUCAUUGUCAUAGUUUAAGAAUAACACCAAUACAUUAAUUACUUACUUAAAAUGGUACAUGCACUGCCGUUUAUAAGAAGACAAAAUAAACAAAUUUAAAAGUCA